Molecule: messenger RNA, 696 nt
Organism: Alternaria atra
Lineage: Eukaryota; Fungi; Ascomycota; Dothideomycetes; Pleosporales; Pleosporaceae
Exons: 1
Coding region: 1-696 (231 amino acids)
Molecular function (GO): catalytic activity
Source: RefSeq, a predicted model, not a curated record
AUGAAGACUGAUAAUUACCUCAAUCUUUGCCUCGAGCAGGCCGCUAAAUCUCCUUUGCGCUAUCGCCAUGGUGCGAUUAUCGUUCGUGGCGGCAAAGUCAUUGGACAGGGUUAUAAUGAUCACCGCUCUGGCUUUGACGGCGGUGCCUUGAAGACCGGGCGACUACCACUGCGCUCAAAGCAAGGUCCAGCUGUGGCCGAUUUGAAAAAGAAUCAUAGACUCAAGCGAGAUUCAGGGGAGCCAGAAGAUCAGCUGAAUAAGACAUUCACGCCUUUUGAGAGUAUGGGCGACGGAAGAAAGCUCGCCAACACUCCGUUGUCCAUGCAUAGUGAGAUGAUGGCCAUUCACUCUGCUCUCUCGGCUUCCAGCACGCUCGCCUCUAGGGCAGUGUCUUUCGAAAAACCGUGCUUUAAACUAUCGAGUAGUUCUAAACGAGAACUACGACUACGACGGGAGGCGGUCGAAUCCUACGUUAAAGCCGUCUGCGAGGCCGCAUUGGCCCAGUCCACCGCAGGCUCUUGCCACACCCAGUCUGAUGUUCAAGAGUGGCGAGUUGAAUGCCCUUCAUCUGGAUCGAACGACGCUGAAUCUGGCGUUUCCUGUCAAGGAGAAGAACGAGAAAAAUCGUCAUCACAACUUUGGCAACAAACACAACAAUGGGCAACACAAAUGCAAUGGUCGACAGCAUGCGCGUAA